Molecule: messenger RNA, 3336 nt
Organism: Gekko japonicus
Lineage: Eukaryota; Metazoa; Chordata; Lepidosauria; Squamata; Gekkonidae
Product: MOB-like protein phocein
Exons: 9
Coding region: 301-1086 (261 amino acids)
Cellular component (GO): mitochondrial matrix; cytoplasm
Molecular function (GO): ATP binding; protein folding chaperone; protein-folding chaperone binding
Source: RefSeq, a predicted model, not a curated record
GGAACGAAAAAGGAAAGCGAACACGGAGGCCCGCAAAGUGGGUUAGAAGAUUAUGAAUUGAAUGAGAAGAAAUCAUAAGAGAGAGCGAGGGGACCGUUGGCGGAGGCCUAUUAUACUUCGGUGCCCUCCGCGACUUUCGCCCCGUGACCGCCGGAAGUACUCCCCGGCGACCAGGGCGUGUGGCGCGCACGCGCAGUGGUUGCGCGACCCUUUCCCCACAUGUGCUAGGGCGGCGGGUCACUGGCUCGAGUGACGGGAGCGCGCGAGGGCGAGAGCGGCAGAGCACCCGCAGCAGGCGCCAUGGCAGGGCAGGCGUUUAAGAAAUUCCUUCCACUCUUUGACCGGGUCCUGGUCGAAAGAUGUGCGGCCGAGACCGUCACCAAAGGCGGCAUCAUGCUCCCGGAGAAAUCGCAAGGGAAAGUGCUGCAGGCCACAGUGGUGGCCACCGGGUCAGGCUCUAAAGGAAAGGAUUUUUACAACUGGCCCGAUGAAUCCUUUGAAGAAAUGGAUAGCACGCUGGCUGUUCAACAGUAUAUCCAGCAGAACAUAAGGGCAGACUGUUCGAACAUUGACAAAAUUCUCGAACCUCCAGAAGGGCAAGAUGAAGGCGUAUGGAAGUAUGAACACUUAAGGCAGUUCUGUCUUGAGCUUAAUGGCCUUGCAGUUAAACUUCAGACUGAAUGCCAUCCAGAUACCUGCACGCAGAUGACAGCGACCGAACAGUGGAUUUUUCUCUGUGCAGCCCAUAAAACUCCCAAAGAGUGUCCUGCCAUAGACUACACCCGGCACACGCUGGACGGAGCUGCAUGUCUUCUGAAUAGCAAUAAAUAUUUUCCCAGCAGAGUUAGCAUAAAGGAAUCCUCCGUAGCAAAACUAGGAUCAGUCUGCCGUAGGAUUUACAGAAUAUUUUCACAUGCGUAUUUUCAUCACCGUCAAAUAUUUGAUGAAUAUGAGAACGAAACCUUCUUGUGUCACCGGUUUACCAAAUUUGUGAUGAAAUACAACUUGAUGUCCAAGGACAACCUGAUUGUCCCGAUCUUAGAAGAGGAGGUACAGAAUUCGGUUUCCGGCGAAAGUGAGGCAUGAUGGGGAUCGUGGACUGUAACGAACACACAAUUAACACGAUGUACUGUAUAUGUCAUUUUAGAAACUUCAAUCAUGUAUCCUUAGCGCUCUGGUUAGUAAACCUUUUGUAUGCUGUGUGCGUUUCCUCUUAAUAUGGGAUAUGGUUUAAGUUAUUCGUGAACUGUAUAUUCUUCAUUGUGGCAGUCAUGGUUUUUAAAUAAAAUUAGAGUUAUCUGUUUAUACUGCCUGUUAAUAAAAAGAAUUUACAGUUCUGAAAAAAAAUUGCUGCUAAACAAUCAUUGGAUCACAAUCUUCAAAUCUUGUCCAAUUUCAGUCUAAUAAGUUAAAGCUCCUUCUACUAAUGAAGUUUGGAAUUUUUAACCUUUUAUUCUCGGUCUGACAUUUUAGUUACGGAAAACUGCAAGUCCGUAGAAGUCCAAUUCUGUAUUUUAUAGAAAUUAUCCUCGUCUUAGUUCCUAGACUUUUUUUGCUUUUGGGUGUGCGCAUAUGUAGUGCUAAACUAUAGUAAUAUGUGUGUAUCCAAAUAUCCAUUAUUACAGUAUUAUUAAUACCAAAAGGAUAAUAGUUUUUUAAAAUUAUGUUGCCAAAAGCGUAUCCUAGAUCUGUUUCUUUCUGGACUUGCCUUUUUGUCUUGGUGGAGGCUCGUGCGUCUCAAAAAAGCUUGUCCCCUGAAGGCAAAGACUCUCCUCCACUGUGUGUCUACCUGCGCCGCUCCCUGGCGGAUAAAACCAACAUGUCUCCCCUCUUGCCUCUAGUGAAGUACUCUGUGGCGUACGCCUGUGCAUUAUUUAGAGGAAUGGCUUACAGACUAUACCUCGCAUUAGAUGUUCAUGUAAACACUACAGCGGUGCGUGCGAAGAUAACCUCCCUCGUUUGUAGCAAAAGAGCUCCCUGUUCUUAGAAGCUUGAGUUGACCCAUCACGUUGUGUGCAACUGGAAUCAGUCCUCUCUUUAUCCACCCCUUAAGAAUAACAUCUCUGCUUUUAUGUUCCAGUAAUAGGGUUUUGCCCCUCAUUCCUUCUUUAAACAUGUCUUUAAAUGGCAUUGGCAGGUUGGCGUCAUUGCCGAGGUUCCGUGAGUGUGCAAAGUGGUGUAGGUUGAAAUAUCUCAGAUGGCGGCAGAACUGUUUUCGAGAAAGGAUGUCGAAUGUUCGGCUACAUCAGAUAGACACAAAUGCCGAAAUCUAAAAGCACUACCGAUCUUUGUAUAUUUAAAUGGGACUCGGUGAGAUGUUUUAACUCUCUGAAGUUGGUAUCUUAACCAAUCCCCCUUCUCUGUCUCUCCGAGUAGAUACGCUUCAGCCUUAAUGGGCCAAAGCUUUUUUGUUUCCUUUCUAGGGUUACUCCGUGAUCCAGGAAUAAAGAAAUCUAAUUUAUUUGUCACAGUCCUACUUCUGUUUCAGAACACAUAGUGGACGUGCCUUAAUUGCAUAUAAGGGAUGACCAACUGGGCACAGCUUUAGCAACUUUGCUACCUGGGCAUAAAGGGAAGUGGGAAACUGAGGCGCGAGGAAGAGACUCAGGUCUUCAGAGGGUCGUGGCACAAGCCCACUGACUUGAUCGGGGCUGGGCUGGUGGAGUCACUUGGAGGACUGACCCACAAUUUCUCCAGAUUUCUCAUCCAGGUCUCCUCCCUUGGCGGCUCUUAUUUUCGGUUUUGAAACGGUCUUAAUGGUCAACAGGGUCCUCACAUUGGAUGUGUUCUUAGCAACGGCAUGUUGCCGUGGCAUCCGUGCGCAGCUGAGGCUUACCUUGGGCAACACAGCUUCGGUUAGUACCUCAGAGCACGUGGCUAAGGAAUUGUGUUUCGGAGGUGGCAGGAUACAUGUGGCGUUACCCCAACUGGCGGUUCCAGUGUAGUCUCUCCCCCCCCCCGUCAGAACGAGUCGAUCAGCAAAAAGGAUGGCGCCCUGAACCACUUAUGUGACAGUGUGCGGCGCUUGACUCGGCAGGGAAACGGUAAACAGUCUUGGUUUCCCGCUAAAUGCUUGUAAAAGUAAUCGGUCUUAUUUUUUGCUAACGAUUUUGAUUCUGCUGCACUGUAAAACUUGACUCUAUGUAAUCCAAGUCCGGUGAACGGCCUCAACGGGACGCUGCUUGUGACGCUUUGCUUAACGCUGCUGACUUCGAGUACCUCUGAUAACAUGUUUGCAAAGUAUAUGCCUGCCUGAUUCUCUCUGGAACGUCCGUAAAGCUUCAGUGAACUAUUGACUUUGUAUGGUAAAAUAUUAUUGAGGGUUUAACUUAACAU